Ictalurus punctatus (channel catfish) is the source of this 3653-nucleotide messenger RNA. RefSeq names its product adhesion G-protein coupled receptor G4. Gene Ontology annotation, cellular component: membrane. The record is from RefSeq and is a predicted model, not a curated record. Gene Ontology annotation, biological process: adenylate cyclase-activating G protein-coupled receptor signaling pathway; cell surface receptor signaling pathway. NCBI's taxonomy places the organism in Eukaryota, Metazoa, Chordata, Actinopteri, Siluriformes, Ictaluridae. Gene Ontology annotation, molecular function: G protein-coupled receptor activity. The transcript has 23 exons. Bases 474 to 3458 code for a protein of 994 amino acids.
UCUUUAAUAUUUCAUAUGUUAUAUUCUUUCUGGGUCUCUAUAGUGUGUGUUUGUGUGAAGCUGAUUGUAAACUAUACAGGUUGUUUCUGAACUGGUUGUAUUUCUAAAUAUUAUUUGACUGCUUUAUUUAUUUCUUGUGGUUUUGCUCGGGUCGACACCGGAAACAGAAGGGUGAGUAAACACACGUACAGACCUGCUAUAACUGUGUAAAGUCUCAUAACAAACAUCAUCAUUCUCAUUCUCUUCAUCAUUAACAGGAUACAGUGAGUGAGAGGGCCAAUCCUAAUGAAAACUAUUUCGAGGUUUUGGCUCAUCUGAAUGUGAUUCCGUGUGAGGGCGUGGGAAAAAUCCAGAAACAGGUUGUGGAGAUCCUCAAACAUGGAUACCACUCACCUCUGUAUUACAGCCUAACUACACGCGAGGAGUAUAUACACGUUUAUCCUACAGUCUCAGAUGUAAUUCCUCAUUCAACAAUGGAGAGCAUCACAGUGACAGACACGCCCUCCACCACCACGCCCACCACCACCCCGCCCACCACCACCACGCCCAUCACCACCACGCCCACCACCACCACGCCCACCACCACCACGCCCAUCACCACCACGCCCACCACCGCCAUGCCCACCACCGCCAUGCCCACCACCGCCACACCCACCACUGCCACACCCACCACCGCCACGCCCACCACCACCACGCCCAUCACCACCACCACGCCCACCACCACGCCCACCACCACCACGCCCAUCACCACCACGCCCAUCACCACCACGCCCACCACCGCCAUGCCCACCACCGCCAUGCCCACCACCGCCAGGCCCACCACCACCACGCCCACCACCGCCACACCCACCACUGCCACUCCCACCACCGCCACGCCCACCAACACCACUCCUGUUACAGAAUCUCCGCCUACUGAUGCCACAGACAGUUUCUUUAAAGUCAGUGUGAACAUGACCAUCACAGGACCACAGCAGGAUCCAGAAGACACCCUUCAGCGCUGGCUUCAUGAAACUCUCUCUACUAAAGGAAUGUCUGUGCUGAACUUCAGAUUAACGUCACCACAGUCAGUGGGUCGAAGUUUGGAGAAUUCCAGUGCGGGUUUUUCUCUCGUCUCCACACAGAGUUGUGACUUUCAGAUGCACGUGACGUCGUGUUCGAAUGUUAAUGAAAUACAGAAACAGAUCCAUCAGCUGUUGGAGCGGCGGUAUGAUAACGGCACCGUGAGCCUGGAUGCUGCUCCAGAACACAUCCACAUCACACACAUACACCCCGGUCAGUGUCCUCACCAGCCACAGCAGACUCGUCGGGGUCUGUACAUUUGGAUCAGAACUUCGGCUCAACGCGUAAACACACAGCAGUGUGAAGGAGAUCUGACUCACAAAGCAACACGCCAGUGUUUACUGAGUGGACUGACUAACCGUGCGGUGUGGAUCGCUCCGAACCUGCAGGACUGUCCCACUGUGGUGAACAAACUCUCCGACCUUGAGCACAUCACAGUCACUAACGACACGGCGCUGGACGUGCUAAACAUAAUCGAGGACAUAAUGAAAGAAAGCAAGUCCCUGGACGAGCAAGACCUGUGGCUGGUGCUGAACACACUGGAGGUCGUGCUGAAUGUCAGCAUCAUGACCUUUGACCUCGCACAGGUCAUCAUCAACAUCACAUCAGACAUCCUGAACUCACAGAGCGACCUUCAUCCCUUCACUAACUAUAUUCUGAACAUCACAGAAAAGGUGGGAAACAGAAUGUCCAAGCUGAAUAACGGAUCUGUCAGCGUGGUGGCCGCAGCGUUAGCUCUGGCUGUGGUCGACGUCAAUACAGAGAAUUUCUACAAUCUGACAUUUGGAGUCACAGCGAUGACCAACGACCUACAUCCAUCGGUGUAUAUUAAUCAGGACCCGUCUGAGGGCACUGUGGCCUUCAUGUCUCUCCCUCCAUAUCUUCAUGUCAGUUUUCCGCAAAACUACAACACCAAUCCUCAAGUCCUGUUCCAGUUCUACGGCGUUCCUGAACUCUUUCAGAAUUGUGAGAAUGGGAACAUGUUGAAUACGUAUGCUGUAGCUGCCAGUGUGAUUAAUGCAGAGCAGCCCAUAAGAGAGCUGAAGGCUCCAGUCGUCAUCAUACUGCACCACCUCAACACCAACACACUCGGAAGAGAUGUUCAGUGUGUGUACUGGAACUUCAACAAGAAUGGUGGUCAUGGUGGUUGGAGCUCCAGUGGAUGUUGGAAACACAACAUGACUAAUGAAUACACAACCUGUAUGUGUGAUCACCUCACACACUUUGGCGUGCUGCUGGAUGUAUCCAGGACCAGGACUCCCAUUGAUGAGAAAAAUGAGAAAAUCCUCACCCUCAUCACAUACACAGGGUGUGGAGUGUCGUCUUUGUUCCUUGGAGUGACAGUGCUGACCUACUCACUGCUGGAGAAGUUGAGGCGUGAUUACCCGUCUCAGAUCCUGCUGAACCUCUGCUUCGCUCUGCUCGGCCUCAACCUUGUUUUCCUCAUUAACUCCUGGCUCUCAUCCUUUGGGGUGGCUGCUCUCUGUGUCGCCGUGGCAACGACCCAGCACUACUUCCUCUUGGCCUCGUUCACCUGGAUGUUCCUGGAAGCAGUGAACAUGUACUUCGCCCUCGUUAAAGUGUUCAAUGCCUAUGUGCCUUCCUACAUCUUCAAAUUCUGCUCCAUCGGCUGGGGUGUUCCUCUGCUGAUCUGCUGCUUGGUGUUGGUGGUGAAACCCAACUCAUACGGACCCCUGCAACACGGGAGCUCUGAAAUGCACUGCUGGAUGUCAGACGACGUGGUGUUCUAUGUGUGUGUGGUGGGCGUGGUGGGCGUGAUUCUCCUGGUGAACGGUUUUGUGUUCCUCAUGGUUCUGCUGCAGGUGAGGAGGGCAUGUGUGAGCGAGCACAGUGGUGUGAUGAAGGAGCUGCGAGGCGUCACCAGUCUCACUCUGCUGCUCGGCCUCACCUGGGGCACCGCCUUCCUCACCUGGGGCGACGCCAGAGUCCCGCUGCUCUAUGUCUUCUCCAUCCUUAACAGUCUGCAAGGCUUCUUUAUUUUUCUGUUUCAAUGUCUGAUGAAGGAAAAUGUGCAUAAACAGUGGAGAGUCCACCUGUGCUUUGGACGCUUCAAACUGCAGGAUUACUCAGCGGAAUGGAGUCACACUCCUCCCAUCAUCAACAAACCCAGACACAGUCCGAUGUUGACCUUCCCCACUGUGGCUUCAGUCAGAUCCAAUAAAUCCAACUCCACUCAGAGCUCCUCAGCUUCCUCACACUGCAUUGAACACCACUUCAAUGUGAAGAGACCUGACCUGGAUGUGGUGUAUCAGCAGAGCUUCAUCCUGCCUCGAGCGCAACGAGUACACACUCCGCUCCCCGAGGGUGCAGGGUACACCACACACUCCCUAAACUGGAUCUCUACAGAGGUUCCUGACAACCACGUUUACUUCAACUAACGCUCAUUUCCAGCUUCACGCUACUGUUCUGUUUGGCGAUUAAUGCAGGACCGGUCGCCUCUGGCUUACUCAUUAGGGUUAAAUUUAGAAAUGUCAAAUUUAUAUACAGAAUUGAUAUAUUUCUGUAAAGCUGCUUUGUGACUACGUUCAUCGUUAAACAUGCUAUAUAAAUAAAACUGAAUUGCAUUGAACUUA